AUGGCUUACAACAUCACAACCGUGGACAAAAAUACGCGAGUCUUCGAGUGGUUGGGCUCCAUAGAGCCCAUCUGCUUCGAUUGCGAUCCCCGUCCGAUCCAUACAUCGCGACCUAAUACACCAUUAGCCACAAGUCCCACGUACGACGAGCUGUACCAUGCAAGCAGCUGCGUAUACGAAUGGGUUGAGCCGACAAGCAGCAAAAAAGGAGGCAGCAAGGCCGAGGAGGAUGACACCGAUUGCGAGAAGAACCUUACUGGAACAAGAACCCCUGGCGCACAUACAACCCGGACCGGCAACCGAGGCGGCACCCCCAACGGCAAAGAAGGCAAUUCAAUCCGUCCACAUACUAGCCUCGCUGAAUCCGGGGACCACCAGAAAAGCCGUAUAGAUCUGCAAAGAGGCCCCCGCUCUGCUGAGCUGCACAUAGCGCCGGCAGACAUACUGUACAGUCCCGCUGAAUCUGUAUAUCCCCAGAGUAGCUCUAUAGAUCUGAACACAGGUCCCCUGUCUCCAAAACCGUACAUAACGUCCGCAGACAUUCUAUACAGCCACGCCUUGAAUGAUACGAGUUAUUCCCAACGGCCCAACGUAUAUUUCCGACAGAAGAAGUGGGAAUUGUUCCCCGAGCUGGCACCUUGCCCGACGACCAAAAGAUACAUUUGUGCUGAGGCAACUUGCCCUCCACGGCGCCCGAAUGGCCCUGGAAAGGAUGAUACUAGAUCGCAGUCGCAGCCUUCAAAACAGCCGCGGUUGGGGUGGACGCGGAAUGCGCUGGCUUGCAUUUCUGGGAUAAUCAAGGGCGUUGAUGGGGGUGGCGAUAAACAUUGA
Aspergillus mulundensis is the source of this 831-nucleotide messenger RNA. RefSeq lists its product as uncharacterized. Bases 1 to 831 code for a protein of 276 amino acids. The record is from RefSeq and is a predicted model, not a curated record. NCBI's taxonomy places the organism in Eukaryota, Fungi, Ascomycota, Eurotiomycetes, Eurotiales, Aspergillaceae. The transcript has 3 exons.